UCAUCCCACCUUCGACAGAAUAUGUAUUUCAACCAAAGUGAUUACAUUUAUUGUAAAUUGCAUUAUAAUUUCAUGCUAUUAUUUUCAUGUGUACGCUAACAUCAAUUGCAGCGUCAUAUCGGUUACGGUAUUCUUCUAUCGUGUGAUUGAUCGCUCGUUGUCGCGUUGUUCUGGUGCAUCAGUGAUUGAUCGCUCAUGUUGCGCGUGUGUACGUGCCAGCUGGAUGAACUGAGCGCGAGCAACUUUCAGAUGGAUGUUUGGGAAUUUGAAAGUGUUGGAUUCUGUAACGCCUCUUUUCAGCACCUUGGUUAGUUCCUGUGAGGAGAAACUCGGACCCUAUGGCAAAGACACGGAAAAAUACCAGCUAGGCUAUGUUUUAUUCUUAACCUAUUACCGUGUGAGUUAGGCGCUUAUUUUGAACGGCGAGGUCUCUGGACUGGACUGGAAAUCAUCUUAUGAGGUCGCGGUUUUGGGAACAACUGGAAUUUCAAGAUGAUGAUCACGCGCUACAGACCGAGACCCGAUACCACCAUGUCCUUGGCAUUCUGCGGAAACGACAACAACUCGGCCGCGUACAAUGUGGAUGCCGGUGUCCUCAACAAUGGCUGCUUCCUGGAUGCCCUCACAGUGGUGCCACACGUCUUCCUGCUCUUCAUCACUUUUCCUAUCCUCUUCAUCGGUUGGGGGAGUCAGAGUUCCAAGGUGCACAUCCAUCACAGCACUUGGCUGCACUUCCCCGGACACAACCUCCGCUGGAUCCUCACCUUCAUCCUGCUCUUCAUCAUCGUCUGCGAAAUAGCCGAGGGCAUCGUGUCCGACGGGUUUAAUCAGUCGGUCCACCUGCACCUCUAUAUGCCAUCAUGUUUGGCCUUCAUGGCUGCCAUCACGUCAAUCGUCUUCUACCACAACAUAGAGACCUCCAACUUCCCCAAACUACUGAUGACUCUGCUCAUUUACUGGGUUCUGGCGUUUGUCUCUAAAACAAUCAAGUUUGCCAAGUACACAGAGCACGGCAUCGGCCUGAGACAGCUACGCUUCGGGAUCACAGGCUUACUGACGAUGCUAUAUGGUCUGCUGUUGGCCGUGGAGAUCAACGUCAUCCUGAAGAGGCGAUAUAUGUGUUUUGCACACCCCACUGAAGUGAAGCCCCCAGAGGAUUUACAGGACCUGGGGGUUCGAUUCCUGCAGCCGUUCGUGAACCUGCUGUCCAAAAGCACAUACUGGUGGAUGAACACCUUCAUCACUGCAGCACACAGACGCCCCAUCGAUCUGAAGGUCAUUGGCAAGCUACCAAUUGCUAUGAGAGCUCUAACUAACUACCUGAAGCUCCGCGAGGCCUUUGAAGCCCAGAAGAGGCCUCAAGGCAUUCAGCCACAGGGGCCCAAGUGGAUCUGGACGGCUCUACGACAGGCUUUUGGAAAACCUCUCCUCCUCAGCAUCACCUACCGUUUCAUGGCAGACCUGCUUGGCUUUGCUGGGCCGCUCUGCAUCUCCGGCAUUGUGCACCAUCUCAGUAAAGAAAACCACACCAUUCAGCCACCGGUGAAGCAUCUUGGAAUCUACUUCAUCUCCUCCCAGGAGUUUCUCGCUAAUGCUUAUGUCCUCGCUGUGCUACUGUUCUUCGCUCUGCUCCUCCAGAGGACUUUUCUCCAGGCCUCCUACUAUGUUGCCAUCGAGACUGGAAUCAACCUGAGAGGAGCCAUUCAGACAAAGAUCUUCAAUAAAAUAAUGCGUCUCUGCACCUCCAACAUGUCCAUGGGGGGAAUGACAGUGGGCCAGAUCUGCAACCUUGUUGCUAUAGACACCAAUCAGCUGAUGUGGUUCUUCUUCCUGUGUCCCAACCUGUUCGCAAUGCCAGUUCAGAUCAUAGUGGGAGUCAUCCUCCUUUACUACCUCCUGGGAAUAAGUGCCUUGAUAGGGGCCACGGUCAUCACCCUCCUGGCUCCGGUGCAGUACUUUGUGGCGACCAAGUUAUCAGAUGCACAAAAAAGCACAUUGGAAUAUUCCAGCGAGCGGCUGAAGAAGACCAAUGAAUUGCUGCGGGGUAUCAAACUCUUGAAGCUGUACGCCUGGGAGCACAUCUUCUGCUCGAGCGUGGAGGAGACCCGGGGCAAAGAGCUCACCAGCCUGCAGACCUUUGCCCUCUACACCUCCAUAUCCAUAUUCAUGAACACAGCUAUUCCCAUCGCAGCAGUUCUCGUUACGUUCGUGGCUCAUGUUCAUCUGUCGGAUGAUGCAGAUCUGUCCCCCGCUGUGGCCUUCGCCUCUCUCUCGCUCUUCCACAUCCUGGUCACUCCUCUCUUUCUGCUCUCCAGUGUCGUCCGCUCCACCGUCAAAGCCCUGGUCAGUGUUCAGAAGCUCAGCGAGUUUUUCUCCUGUGACGAGAUUGGAGGUGAACAGGAGCCCAGAGCGACUGUCCUGCCCAAUUCAAGCAAUCACAACAAGUAUCAAGCCCUGCCUCUGAAGGUGGUGAACCGCAAGCGACCCGUCAGAGACGACUGGAACAGCUUCGCCCUUCAGAGCGAGCAGGAGGAUGAGCCGCUGGCAGUGGAGGAUGAAGAUAUCUGCAUCAAGAUCACAAAUGGAUAUUUCAGCUGGACUGAUGGAACCCCAACCUUGUCCAAUGUGAAUAUUAAGAUUCCUUUUGGUCAGUUAACUGUGAUAGUGGGCCAGGUGGGUUGUGGGAAAUCAUCUCUGUUGUUGGCUGCACUGGGUGAAAUGCAGAAGAUCUCUGGCACUGUUAUAUGGAACAGACUGCCCACUCUGGAUGAUAAAGGAAAUGAAAGCCCCACAGAUGCAGCUGCAGAUGGGGAUAUCAGGAAAAGAGGUGCUGUGGCAUAUGCUUCCCAGAAGCCCUGGCUCCUAAACACCACUCUAGCGGAGAACAUCACUUUUGAGAUGCCUUUAAUAAAGCAAAGGUACAGAGUGGUAAUUGAAGCAUGUUCUCUCCAGCCGGACAUUGACAUCCUGCCACAGGGGGACCAGACGGAGAUCGGAGAGCGGGGCAUUAUUCUUUCUGGAGGCCAGAGGCAACGAAUCGGUGUCGCUCGAGCUCUUUAUCAAGCCACCAAUGUGGUGUUCCUGGAUGAUCCAUUCUCAGCGCUGGACAUUCACCUGGGUGAUCACCUGAUGCAGGAGGGCAUUCUUAAACUACUGAGGGAGGAGAAGAGGACGGUGGUGCUCGUGACACACAAACUACAGUAUCUCCCACAUGCAGAUUGGAUCAUUGCAAUGAAGGAUGGCAGCAUACAGACAGAAGGGACGUUAAAGGACAUCCAAAAUUCUCAGCCUGAGCUCUUCGAGCAGUGGAAGACUCUAAUGCACAGACAAGACAAAGAAUUUGAGAAGGAGACAGUAGAUGAGAAUAUGACGGUGCUGGAAAGAAAAAACUUGAGGCGAGCCAUGUACUCCAGAGAGGCUUUAAAGACUGAGGAGGAAGAGGAAGAACAGUCUGUGGAGAGCGAUGAAGAAGAUAACCUGUCUCGAGUGAUGAGGCACAGAGCCACCAUCCCAUGGAGAUCCUGUGGGACGUACCUGAGCUCAGCAGGCCUUCUGCUGCUUCUCCUGCUCCUGCUGUCCCAGCUCCUCAAACACUCUCUUUUGGUGGCCAUCGACUACUGGCUCGCUCACUGGACGUCCAAAGUCAUCACAGCCAAAAUCGAUGCAGCUGCACACAACUGCUCCCUAGUGCAGGACAUUGGUUUCAGUCACUCGUCAUACCUGCUGGUGUUCAGUCUGCUGUGCUGUCUGGGUAUCGUACUCUGUCUGGUCACAUCAGUGGCUGUGGAGUGGACAGGCCUGCGGGUGGCCAAAGAACUCCACCACAGUCUGCUCAAUAAUAUUAUCCUUGCCCCAAUGAGGUUCUUUGAAACAACUCCUUUAGCAAGCAUAUUAAACCGCUUCUCUUCUGAUACCAAUACGAUAGAUCAGCACAUUCCCGCCACUCUGGAGUGUUUGAGUCGCUCCACGCUGCUGUGUGUAUCAGCUCUGGGUGUGAUCUCAUACGUCACACCGGUUUUUCUCAUCGUAGUCGUACCGCUGGCCAUCGCCUGCUACUUCAUCCAGAAAUACUUCAGAGUCGCAUCAAAAGAUCUCCAGCAGCUGGAAGACAGCACACAGCUUCCUCUGCUCUCACACUUCUCUGAGACAGUAGAGGGGCUCACAACCAUAAGAGCGUUCAGGUGCGCAGAACAACGUUCAUCUGUUGAUGGUGUCACUCUGGUUGGAAUCUGUGGUAGAACAGGAAGUGGCAAGUCGUCUUUCUCAUUAGCCUUUUUCCGGAUGGUGGACACAUUUGAAGGGCGAAUAAUCAUCGAUGACAUCGAUAUAGCAAAGCUGCCUCUUCAGACGCUGAGGUCGCGCUUCUCUAUUAUUCUGCAAGAUCCCUUCUUAUUCAGCGGAACCAUCCGUUUUAAUCUAGAUCCAGAGAUGAAGGCUACAGACAGCAUGCUGUGGGAGGCGUUAGAAAUCGCACAACUCAAACCAGUAGUUAAAACCCUGCCUGGAGGACUAGAUGCCAUAAUAACUGAAGGUGGGGAGAACUUCAGCCAGGGGCAGCGUCAGCUCUUCUGUCUGGCGCGCGCAUUCGUGCGGAAGAGCAGUAUUCUGAUUAUGGACGAGGCCACUGCUUCUAUAGACAUGGCUACGGAGAGCAUUCUGCAAAAAGUUGUGAUGACUGCCUUCGCCAACAGAACUGUGGUCACCAUCGCUCAUCGUGUGCACACCAUCCUGAAUGCAGACCUGGUGAUUGUGAUGAAGAGAGGAGUCAUUCUGGAGUUUGAUAAACCAGAGGUUCUCCUCAAUCAAGAGGACAGUGUGUUUGCGUCAUUCGUGAGAGCCGACAAAUAAACCCGAGACCCUUGACUGAAACUGCAAUU
Sinocyclocheilus anshuiensis is the source of this 4877-nucleotide messenger RNA. RefSeq names its product ATP-binding cassette sub-family C member 8-like. The record is from RefSeq and is a predicted model, not a curated record. Gene Ontology annotation, cellular component: membrane. Gene Ontology annotation, molecular function: ATP hydrolysis activity; ATP binding; ABC-type transporter activity. Bases 493 to 4848 code for a protein of 1451 amino acids. Gene Ontology annotation, biological process: transmembrane transport; potassium ion transport. NCBI's taxonomy places the organism in Eukaryota, Metazoa, Chordata, Actinopteri, Cypriniformes, Cyprinidae. The transcript has 36 exons.